AAUAAUUGCAGUUUUAAAGUGUUUUAAUAAUGAUUUCAUUAUUAAAAUCAUCCAAAGCUAGACAAUAUCUUGUCGUCUUUAUUGUGAAUCUAACAAUAUUAACAACUGGCAUGAGCUUAGCUUGGCCGUCACCAGUGCUUGUGAAGCUGCGUUCAAUAGAAACGCCUCUGCAUCGACGCAUCACUGAUGAAGAAGGUUCCUGGAUAGUGUCCAUUGGAUCUCUUUGUAUAACAUUUGGUCUCAGUUUUCUAGGCAUGUUACAAGAUUGCAUCGGAAGAAAAUACUGUUUGAUAUUGACUUGUAUUCCUAAGGUUUUAGUGAGCAUUCUCUUCGUAUUUGCAAAAGACAUGUGGAUGUUGAUAUUCGGUCGUGCUAUAAUUGGUAGUGCUGACUUUUACUUGCUCACUGUCGUUCCAGUUUAUGCUUCAGAGAUCGCUGAUAAAGACAUUAGAGGUUCUUUGGGAACAUUUUUGCAGAUAUUCUCAUCUCUAGGCGUUGUUUUGACAAUGUCAGUUGGUCCUUUCGUAUCGUAUACUACUUACAGUAUAGUAUUUGCUGCAAUGAACUUAUUCAUGAGUAUACCAAUCUUAUUUUUACCAGACAGCCCCUUCUUCUUGUAUUCUAAAGGAAAAAAAGACAAGGCUAUUGAUGUGUUGAAAUUCCUUCGCGGUUCUGAAGAAUUGGCUAAAGAAGAGAUUUCCAUGUACGAUAAAUCUUUAAACAAUCAGAAAAUAGAAAUAAAAUCGCUGUUAAAGGAUAGAGUUUUUCUUAAAACUCUUGGGAUAUCGAUCAUUUUUGGUGCAACAACCCAAGUAACAGGUUUUAACGCUAUAUCGUUUUAUUUGCAAACGAUUUUGGAAUCAACAAAGACUAAUUUGAUGCCAGAAAUUGCGUCGAUAAUUAUAAGUUUAAUACAGCUGUUAGCAAGUUGUAGUUCAGCGUUUGUGAUUGACAGGUUUCAGAGGAAGCGUAUGUUAAUAACAUCAUUUAUUGGAUUGUUGCUUGGUUUGAUUGGAAUGGGCGCAUUCUUUAAAAUACGAGAGAACACGCAAGAAGUUACUGGAUUCAUGAACUAUUUACCGCUAAUAUCCCUGAUACUCGUUGUCUAUUGCUACAGUGCAGGAAUCGGCUCCUUAUUUUGGGUGGUAAUCGCAGAGUUAUUCGACGGGCCAGCGCGAGCAGUCGGUGUUACUAUCUGCAUAAUAGUGACGUCAUUCGGGAUCUUUCUCACCACGAAGUAUUUUGCUACCCUCACCACUGCUAUAGGACCAUCGAUGACGUAUUGGUUUUUCGGAAUCGCUUGUGCAUUUAGUGCAUUAUUUAUUUAUUACUGUGUACCAGAGACGAAAGGAAAAAGUUUUAAAGAAAUACAGAUGGCGCUAGGUGCAAAAGUCGGCAUGUAA
Messenger RNA from Papilio polytes (common Mormon), 1403 nucleotides. RefSeq names its product facilitated trehalose transporter Tret1-like. Gene Ontology annotation, cellular component: membrane. Gene Ontology annotation, biological process: transmembrane transport. The transcript is spliced from 7 exons. Gene Ontology annotation, molecular function: transmembrane transporter activity. The coding region runs from base 30 to 1403 and encodes 457 amino acids. The record is from RefSeq and is a predicted model, not a curated record. Lineage: Eukaryota; Metazoa; Arthropoda; Insecta; Lepidoptera; Papilionidae.